Messenger RNA from Neoarius graeffei (lesser salmon catfish), 4795 nucleotides. Its product is annotated as interferon-induced protein 44-like. The coding region runs from base 290 to 1084 and encodes 264 amino acids. The record is from RefSeq and is a predicted model, not a curated record. The transcript has 8 exons. NCBI's taxonomy places the organism in Eukaryota, Metazoa, Chordata, Actinopteri, Siluriformes, Ariidae.
AGUUCACAGCGGUUAGCUACAGUACGCGUGUCGGUUGGCUAUAUCUCUUGUGCCAAACAAAUCAGAUGUUGUGGUGGGCGGGACCGUGUUCUUGAACUCAGAGAGGCGAGUGCAGGAAAGGACGUGCAGUGACAGUCGCGUUAGGAACGAAAUGGCUGCAAAAAGGCAUGUUAUCGGCAUAUCGGUGGAAAUUAUGGCCGAUACCGAUAACCCUAAAAUGCAGAAUAUCGGCCCGAUAUAUCGGCCAGGCCGAUUAUCGGUCGACCCCUAGUUCUUAUGUUCAGGUUUUAUGACAGAAAUCCUGAGUCUUUUUUUUUUUUUUGUUCUGCACAGCAUUAUUUUUUCUCUAUUGCAGCAGAACUUUAUGAUUAUUUACAAUUACUUUAUCAGCUUUAGUGUGAAAAUAAUGUCUAAAAAUAAUAAUCAACUUAUCCUGUGGCAUAUUCCUAUGCAGACCUCAAGAAACAACAUAUUUGAGGCAUCAUUCACAGAGGCCAGACUCAUGAGUUGGAAUCGGCUUAUUAACGUUUUUCGUCUUGGCCGAAAAACACCAAGCCCAAACCCAGAACCAGAUCCUGAAUUUGAUCGUUCAUGGCGGCCAGUGGCAUGGAGUGAAGAUAACAAGAAUGAGAUGUUGAAAUCCCUGAAGGAUUUCCAGCCGGGUACUGCAGAAGUCAGCGAGAUUAAGAUUCUGCUUCACGGCCCAAUCGGAGCAGGAAAAUCGAGUUUUAUCAACUCCGUCAACACCAUCCUCCAAGGAUACAACACCACCGGUGCACUGGCAGAUUCAUCAGCUGGUCAAAGUCACAGCUUCACUCAGGAGUUUAAAAUUCACAGGCUGAAGAAAGAAAGGCCUGGAACUUUCUAUCCAUUCACCCUUUCUGACAGCAAGGGUCUGGAACCAGGGGAUUCAGAAGGAACGCAAACAAAAAAUAUAAAGAAAAUAUUAAAGGGCCAUGUGAAAAGUGGUUACACUUUGAACCCUGUAAAAUCAACUGAGGAAUGUGAUCAAAAGCCCAGCCUGAAAGACAAAGUGCACUGUCUGGUCUGGGAUUCCUCAAGUUGUCAUCAUGCCACUGGUUGACAAAGCAUGUCCCCUUGUUAACAAGAAUCUGGUAAGAUCUACACCAGCAAAAAAAAAUCAAAGAGAAGAUGAAAGAGUGCAGUGUUAAACUGGGAGUCCUGAUGAACUGCAUCUUUCCUGUGAGGAACUACCAUGAACAGGUUACCAACGACUUGUACAUGGAUAUUCUGAUUCUCAUGGCAAUCACUAAUAUCAUUAGAUUUGCCAAUGACUAUGUUGAAGACCAAGUUUACAAUGAAUAAGUUCCCCUUGUUUCUUGUUUAAUCUCAAACAUGCAACUGGAUUGUUUCAGGAAUUCACAGAGGUUUACUUAGAGACUAUUAAAACAAGCUUAAUCAUUUCACUUGCGGUGAUGCAGUGAAUAUUCAUUGAGAAUAUUUAGUGAUUAUGAUACAUGAAAUACAUUGGAAAAUUAUAACAUCUCAUCUUUAUUUGCUAUUAUCUUUUAUGACUGAUAUCUUUAUGACUUUAUGACAAUGAUAUUGUUUUAAUGAAGGUCACUUGGAGCAUGAUUUUCUCUUUUUUCCAAUUUUAAUGUAUACAACAAGAGUAUAAAUAAAAGACAGACCUACAAGAGACACUGUAGGAGUAAUCUUUACUAUUGAUAUUUUAUGGGGUUAAUAUUCUACCUGGCCAAAAAAAAUAAAUUUGCACACUAAUAUUUUAUUGGAAAGCUUUUAUACAUUUACCCCCAACUUUCCCGAACUCUCACCUUUUCCAUGAUUCAUUGUUGUGUCAUAGCGGAAGCCGGUAUCUUUCUUCUGCUCCACUCUGUUGACAUUUGUAGCUAAUGCUAACUGCUAGGUACCGUAGGUAAGAUCAAAGAUGACUAAAUGAAGGUUACACGGGUCCGAUUUUCUGACGUGCUCUGUGGAAAUCAAAAACCAGCAUCCGGGAGAGGUGGGUCUCAUGGCAACCCCAACUGUCUCUCGUAGGAAAGCCAUGGAUAGCUUUGAUUACAGCACACAUUCACAGUUUUGACAACCUUAUACGAUGUCACAACUUUUAUUUCCAUCCAGAGUUGCAUUAAUUUUUCACCAGGAUCUUGUAUUGAUGACAGGAAAGUUGAGCCACUCUGUAAAAUCUCCAGCACAUAGACUUUCAAUGGGGUCAAGAUCAGGACUCUCUGGUGGUUAAUUCAUACUGAAAAUUAUUCCUCGUGCUUCUUGAACCACUCUUUCACUAUUUGAGUCCAAUGAAUCCUGCCAUCGUCCUGGAAUAUGGCUAUUCCAUCAGGGAAGAAAAACCCUACUGAUGUGAACCUGGUAAUUCAGUACAUACAGGUCAUCAGCUGACUUCAUUUUAUUGCCCCAUACCGUUGCUGAGCCUUGACCUGACCAACUGAAUCAACCCCAGACAACACUGCCUCCAGAGGCUUGUAAAGUGGACAGUAUGCAUGAUGGGGGCAUCGCUUCAUGAGCUUCUCUUCUUACCUUGACAUGCCCAUCACUCUGGAAUAGGGUCAGUCUGGACUCAUCAGACCACAUGACUUAUUUCCAUUGCUCCAGAGUCCAAUUUUUAUGCUCCCUAACAAAAUGAAGCCUUUUCUCCUGAUUAUCCUCACUAACAAGUGGUUUUCUUAUGGAUGCACAACUGCUAAGUACCAAUCCUGUGAGAUCUCGUCACACUGUGAGUGUGAAAAUGCUCUUAAUUUCACUAUCAAACAUAGCUGAGUUCUACUGUUGAUUUGUUAUGAUUUCACUUCACCAAGUAUUUAACCAGGGGCGGCACAGUGUUGUAGUGGUUAGUGCUGUCGCCUCACAGCAAGAAGGUCUGGGUUCGAGCCCUGUGGCCAGCGAGGGCCUUUCUGUGCGGAGUUUGCACACUCUCCCUGUGUCUGCGUGGGUUUCCUCCGGGUGCUCCGGUUUCCCCCACAAUCCAAAGACAUGCAGGUUAGGUUAACUGGUGACUCUAAAUUGACUGUAGGUGUGAAUGUGAGUGUGUAUGGUUGUCUGUGCCUAUGUGUCAGCCCUGUGAUGACCUGGCGACUUGUCCAGGGUGUACCCCGCCUUUCGCCUGUAGUUAGCUGGGAUAGGCUCCAACUUGCCUGUGACCCUGUGGAACAGGAUAAAGCGGCUAGAGAUAAUGAGAUGAGAUUAAGCAUUUAAGCAAUAUCUUAUCGCAUACAGUGAAGUUUUUUUCAACCAGGUUUCUUCUGUGAAGUUGAAGGUUCACCACCAUCCUUCCAGGUUUUAAUAAUGGGUUGGAUACAGCUUCUGACACAGUAGUUUAGGAAAGGAGAAGCUACUCAUUGCAUCAUUUCGGGUUGAAAGACUUGUUGCAGCUGAAACCUAUUGCUCACUGCAGUAACUAUCCAAUCAAUGGCUAAGUAUUUGUUUAUUUGUUUACUUAUCCAAGCAGUGGAUAAGUAUUCGUAAAUCCAAACAGCCACUUUUUUGGAUAGAAAACAUGUGUAAGCUUUUGUAAACAUUUUAAUUUUGAUGUUAAAAAAAAAGGACGGGUAGUCCUGCACUUCUGGUUCUGAUAAGUAUAUUGCAAUACAUAACCAUGACAGCAACAGAUACAUAACAGUUGUGUAUGAUUGAUUGGCCCUCUGUAGCUUUAAGGAGGAAAAAACACAUGGGCUUAUGAGAUGUUGAUUUUUCUUUGCUCAGGAUUUACCUUUAUUAAAAAAUGCAGACUAAUGAGUGAACAUAUCUAAAAUACAGAAUAAAAAAUAACCAUUACUGAACAUCUUGGCAAAAACACACAGGAUUGAGUUUACAGUAUUUCCUAACCAUUUAAAGGAUUACAUCCAGCAUUGUUUACACAAGUUAAAUGAAGAACAGAGACCUCCAAAAUGGGAAAUUAAUAAUAAGUUCAAGCCACUGCACUCUGCACUGGUUAUUGAGAGAAGUAACAACUACAAAGCCACUCCCCUAAAAUUCACAAAUUAAUGAUCACCCAGAUUUGCAUUUGAAUUUACGUUGACAAGACAAGGCCAGAGGUGCCAAAAUACUGAAACUGUUUAUAUUUUUGUGCAUAUGUAACCACACACAUACCUUGAUUCAUCUUAUGCUGAAUAUAUAUUGAUUGAAAGCCAGGUAUGUUGAUUUUCAGUAAAGAGUAAUUGAAGUUAAUGCUAUUAAAAGCAAAAAUAAAUUAUCAUAAUUACAGUAAACAAGUAAAAUACAUUAAAGAUAUUGAGGUUGCUUAUACUGAAAGGUUGUUUUCUGAUAAAUCACAGGCCUAUUCAAAACGUGGAUUAUUCUAACCCAGCACCUGCAGCAUUAUUAUAUGUUGUAAUGAGCUAGCCAAGGCCAUGUUGAAUCAAGCAAUUGUUUAUUCUGAUUCAUGCGAUUCAUGUGCCGGAGUGUUUUGCACGCUAACGUAAUACAUUUUAUCAAAUCAUUCUGAAUCGGGUAUUGUUAUAGCACAAGCUCCACAAACUGGCCAAGGUCACGAUUGUACCCUAUCAAGUGUUGUGCUUGUUUGUACCUGCAGCCUGUAUCAGUCUUUAAGCUGAUUUGACUCCAGUCAUUUUGAAUCCUGAAUUGAUCUGAAUACUGUGUUCUUCACCAUGCAUCACUUCUUAUCAUAUGUUUUGAUUCUUCCUGAACUGACCAUUCAUACUAGAAAAUUUGGCUCGGUUGAUUCCAAACAUGAGAAGUGUGAGAGGUACUGCCCAAUAGAAAAUGUUGAAGUUGUAUGAUGUGACAUGUUAACCAAUGAGAUUAUUGACAUACACUGUGUUAUUUUGAAACUGUAUAA